Messenger RNA from Australozyma saopauloensis, 1773 nucleotides. RefSeq names its product sphinganine-1-phosphate aldolase. Lineage: Eukaryota; Fungi; Ascomycota; Pichiomycetes; Serinales; Metschnikowiaceae. The record is from RefSeq and is a predicted model, not a curated record. The transcript has a single exon. Gene Ontology annotation, molecular function: pyridoxal phosphate binding; sphinganine-1-phosphate aldolase activity. Gene Ontology annotation, biological process: carboxylic acid metabolic process; sphingolipid catabolic process. Bases 1 to 1773 code for a protein of 590 amino acids. Gene Ontology annotation, cellular component: endoplasmic reticulum.
AUGCCCUUUGCUGACAGCUUUCUUGCUAAUAAAAUAUAUGGGCAACCCUAUCUCCCGCAAAAUGUUCCUCAAUUGCUUUUUUUGGGCGAAAUUUACCUCCAUAACCUCCGUACUAGGGCCUCCAAUUAUGCAACGACAGUGUACCUCCAAAACCAACCUUGGGGAUACAUCAGUCUUGCGAAAGACAUUGUUUUUGUUGUAGUUUUACUUGCCUUUGUAUUGCGAAUCUUGCUGCCCCUUUUGACAUAUGGUCCAACUAAAGUUUUGUAUGACUUUUGGCAUCAAACCCAAAAGUAUGGAGCUGCCAUUUUCAUGAAACUUCCCCCAGUUAAGAGGAAAGUUGAUGCAGAAGUUGCCAAGACAGUAGCAGUCAUUGAUGAAAAAGUUGUCAAAAACGAUCCUUCGCUUUUGCAAUUCCUGUCUCUUCCUCUCAAAGGUCUUGACUCUACAUCUGUUUUAAAUGAAGUAGACAGCCUGUUGCUCGUUUUGGACCACAGUGAUUGGGAAAACGGAAAGGUCUCAGGCGCAGUGUAUCAUGGCGGGCUGGAUCUUCUCCUGCUUCAACUGAAAGUGUACGAGAAGUAUAGCGUAGGCAAUCAAUUGCAUCCUGAUGUGUUUCCUGGAAUUCGCAAGAUGGAGGCCGAAGUGGUGGCAAUGGUUCUUGGGCUCUUUAACGCGCCGCAGCUGGGCUGUGGUUGUAGUACUUCAGGUGGAACGGAAUCUUUGUUGUUGGCGGGUCUAGCAGCUAGAGAGUAUGCUAGAAAACACCGUGGUGUCCGCCACCCAGAGGUAAUUGCGCCAGUGACAGUACAUGCUGGUAUUGAAAAAGCUUGUGCUUACUUUGGUAUGAGACUUCACAAGGUCGCUUUGGAUCCAAAGUCGUUCAAGGUUGACAUUCGUAAGGUUAAAAGCUUGAUCAACUCCAACACAGUUCUCCUUGUUGGCUCUGCACCAAACUAUCCACAUGGUAUUAUCGACGAUAUUGCACUGUUGUCAGAUUUGGCUGUCAGAUACAAUAUUCCUCUCCACGUGGAUGCUUGUCUUGGCCUGUUCAUUGUUACCUUUUUAGAACGCUCUAGAGUCCACGGCUCCAAGAAGAUCCCUCUUUUUGACUUCCGACUCCCAGGUGUCACUUCCAUUUCUUGUGAUACCCACAAGUACGGGUUUGCGCCAAAAGGAUCUUCAAUCAUCAUGUAUCGUACUCCGGAGUUGAGACAGUGUCAAUACUAUGUUCUGAGCGAUUGGACCGGUGGAAUGUACGGCUCGCCCACCUUGGCCGGCUCUCGUCCCGGUGCACUCAUGGCCGGAUGCUGGGCCACGUUGAUCAAUAUUGGUGUUGAAGGCUAUGAAAAAUCGUGUUUCGACAUUGUCUCGGUGACGAACACUGUGAGGCGCGCAAUUGAAUCGGAAUCCCUACUCAAGAAACACUUACAGAUUUUGGGUGACCCCAUUGCAUCCGUACUUGCAUUCACAUGCCGUUCAUCAAGCAACAUCAAUAUUUACCUGUUGGGUGAUGUGAUGACAAGCAAAGGAUGGCAUUUGGCCUCUCUUCAGAAUCCAGCCGCUUUGCACUUUGCAUUCACCAGGUUGACAGUGCCUGCAGUCAAUGAAUUUAUCGCAGACCUUAUUGAAUCCGUCAGAGAACUCAAAGACAUUAAGAACAAAUCCACUGGUGAUACUGCUGCGCUCUACGGUGUUGCCGGUAGUGUUUCCACAGCCGGUAUUGCAGACCGAAUCAUUGUGGCAUUUUUGGACGCUUUGUAUAAAUUGUAG